Nicotiana tabacum (common tobacco) is the source of this 774-nucleotide messenger RNA. Lineage: Eukaryota; Viridiplantae; Streptophyta; Magnoliopsida; Solanales; Solanaceae. The record is from RefSeq and is a predicted model, not a curated record.
AUGGCUGGUACUAUUAAUGCUUUUCUAGCAGAUGCACACAUAAAAUAUUGGAUUGUUGAUUCUGGAGCCACAAAUCAUAUGGACCUCUACAGUGGAAUGGUGAAGGGGAUUGGUAGAGAAAGUGAAGGACUUUAUCUGUUCCUUCAAAAAUCUAUCAAUAACAACAACACUAUAGCAAGAGGAUUGACUGGAAUAAAGGAGAAUUUAAAUAUUGGAUUGUGGCACAGAAGGCUUGGGCAUGCAUCAGCAGUAGCCAUAAAGCAGAUCUUAGGUCUGGGACAAGAAGAAUGUAAAGUAGCAAUAGAUAGCUGUACAAUCUGCCCUUUAGCAAGGCAUACUAGACUACCAUUUCACAACAGUACAAGUAGGUCUUCUGAUAUUUUUGAGUUGUUACACGUUGAUGUGUGGGGACCUUACAAUAAUGAGAUUGCUGAGAGGAAAUACAGACACAUUCUAGAAAUAGCAAGAGAAGUUAGGUUUCAAGGAGGUAUUCCUCUGAAGUUUUGGGGACACUGUGUUCUAGCUGCAGUCCAUAACCAUGACAAAUUUGUAGCAAGAGCAGCUGCAGGAGUUAUGAUGGGAUACUCAGCAGUCAGCAAAGGGUACAUACUAUAUGACCUCACUAAUCGUGUGUUCUUUAUAAAUAGGGAUGUUCAUUUCAAGGAACAUAUUUUUUCUUUCAAGCACAAGCCAGCUACACAUUCAUCAUUGUUCUCAGAAGUUGAACCAAACAGUGAUCCAAGCCUAGGCUACACAGCAAAUGAGCUGACAUAA